AUGUUCAGAUCAUAAGAAAUGAGUUAUUUUUAAUUAGUAAUGCCUUAAGACAGUGCAUGGACUAUUAUGGAUUAAUUGGGUUAUUUAAGUAAAGUGGAAAUUAUUGAUCAUAAUCCUAAUGAAGCCUUAAUUAAUAGACCAUUUGCAAAUUAUGUUAAAAGGUAAAUCAUAUCUGCCAACCCUAUAGAUGCGAUGACUUAAUUGUAAAAAUAGAAAAUAUGCUUUAAGUUGCUAAGAAUUUAAAUUUGCUAUCUAAUUAUAAAAAUGGAAAUUUGUAAUAAUUUACCAAUAAUGUAUUCUAUAUAAUUAUUGUUUAUAGAAAAAUUCACAUACUCAUACUUAUCUUGAUAAGAUUGAAGAAGACAUAAACAAAAAAACUUCAAUUUUUCAGGAAUAAAAUAAACAUCUUGAAUAACUUAUAGAUCAAUCAGAAUACAUUCAAAAUUAUAUUGAAAUUUUAAUAGAGAGUAGAAAGUAUUUAGGGGAAAAUGUAUUUUAAAAUCAAUAAAUUUCAAAAUUUGAAUACUAUGUUGGAAUACUUAAAAAUUUAGAAUUAUUAUAGUAUUUAAGUUUAAUAGAAUAGAUUUCAUCGUGUAAUAUUUAGAGUGACAAAAGGAAACUCUUAUGUACAUUUGAAGAGGAUGAAUGAGAAGUAAUCAAUAUUCAUUGUUUUAUUUCCAAAUAUAGGAAACUAUGGAAAAUAAAAAAUUUAAAAGAUUGUAGAACAAGUAUCUUAAGGAAAGUUUACAUUACCGUAAAGUCUCUUAGAAUUAAAAAAAAAAUUAAAUGAAUUGAAAAUUAAACAAGCUGAAUAUAUAAAUGUAAUAAACAAUACAGAAUAUAGCUUAUAUCAAUGACUCAGAAAUAACUGUGUUAAUGCAUAUCAAGUAUGUUUGUUAUAAAAAAUGGAUUACCACUUAUAGAAUUUUAUAAAUUUUAUUUAAUAAAAGAAAAGGAACUUUACAAAGAGCUAAAUAAGUUAAAAAUGCAUGGUAGAUUGUUUCUAGGGGAAUUAUGGGUGCCAACAAAAGAUAUUUAAUAAUUAGAAUAAACUAUAUAUGUGAUAAAAGAAUAGUAAUCAAAUAAUCCUGGAGGUUAAUUAGCUUAAAAGAAUCCUCCUGAUUUUCUUUAGAAACCCACUUAUUUUAAAUUAAAUGAGUUUACCUCCAUAUUUUAAGAAAUAGUCAAUACAUAUGGGAUUCCAAGAUAUCAAGAAAUUAAUCCUGCAAUUAUAACAAUAAUUACAUUUCCAUUUUUAUUUGGAGUAAUGUUUGGAGAUAUAGGUCAUGGAUUUAUAUUAUUCAUGUUUGGAUCUUAUCUCUGCUUAUUUGAGAAUAAAUCAUUCUAUAAUUUAAGAUAUCUAAUUCUAUUGAUGGGUUUCUUUAGCUUUUAUUCAGGAUUAAUAUAUAAUGAUUAUUUGAGUUUAUCUUUAAACCUUUUUAAAACUUGUUUAAGAUAAGAGAAUGAAUGUGUAUAUCCAUUUGGAAUUGAUCCGAUGUGGGGAGGCCAUUUAGAAUUUAAUGACUCAUUUAAAAUGAAGUUAAGUAUUAUUAUUGCAUUUUGUCAUAUGUUGUUGGGUAUAUCUUUGAGUGGUUUAAAUUAUUUAUUUUUGGAGGAUUGGUUAAGAUUAUCUUGUAAAUUUAUUCCAUAAUUAUUAUUUUUGAUAUGUACAAUUGGAUAUAUGGUAUUUUUGAUAAUAUACAAAUGGUUGAAUCAUCUUGAGCCAUAAAAUGCCCCAAGCAUAAUAACUACAAUGAUUUCAAUGAUUUUGAAUUUAGGGAAAAUAUAAGGCCCUUAAAUGUGGGAAGGGAACUCUUAAGACUAUGUUUAAUAUUGUCUCUUAAGUAUAAUUUUAUUUUGUAUUUAGUAAUAACAAUUAUCACAAUACCUUGGAUGUGGUUUCCAUCAAUUAUUAGUCUCUUUUUAAAUAAUAAAAAUCUUUAAUAAAAUGAAGAUAAACGUAAGUCUCAAAGAAUAUAUUAUGGAUAAUUAAUAGAAGAGUCAGGAAUUGAAAUGACCUAAUCUCACUCUCAUAAUCAUGAUUAGAUAUAUUUAAAAUAGAAUAAAUAAAAUGCAGAAAUUUAAGACUCAACAGUCCAUAUUUAAUAAAAAAAGGAUAAUUCACAUUAAGAUAUUGAAGAUAUGAUUGUUCAUGAGACUAUUGAAACAUUGGAAUUUGUCCUUGGAGUUAUAUCAAAUACUGCAAGUUAUUUAAGAUUAUGGGCGUUAAGUUUAGCACAUUCGCAACUCUCUGAAGUUUUCUUUGAAUUAUUACUAGUACAACCAAUUAAUCAUGGAUAACCAAUUAAUUUAAUGAUUGGAUAUCCAUUUUGGGCUUUAAUAACAUUUGGUGUUUUGAUGUGUAUGGAUAGUAUGGAGUGUUUUUUACAUUCCUUAAGAUUGCAUUGGUAAUGAUUAUUUCUUACAAUUAGGGUGGAAUUUUAGAAUAAGUUUUUUAAAGGUGAUGGAAUUUAGUUUAAGGUCUAUUCUUUUAGAGAUAGAAUUAAGGCCAGUAUCAAUUAGGAAUCAUAGUGA
This is a messenger RNA of Paramecium pentaurelia, 2535 nucleotides long. NCBI's taxonomy places the organism in Eukaryota, Ciliophora, Oligohymenophorea, Peniculida, Parameciidae. The record is from the annotation of a GenBank genome assembly.